UCUGUAUCUUCCUCUUAUCUGAAAGACUGAAACCGAAAGUGAGCGCGAAUGGCCUCGCUGUCCACAUGUGUCGCUCUUCACACACUAUAUUCAGCUCAAGCUCGCGCGAACACUCCAAACACUCGUAAAACCUCCCCAAGAAAGCUCUCCCGAAACCGAAAUCCCAAGCUCAAACUUCGAACUUGUUCUGAUGGAUUGCCACCGCUGCCGCCUUCACCUGUUGAGCUUUCCGGAGGAGGAGAAGCUACCGCUUAUACUCGUCUUCCCCCGAAGGAAGACUUCAUCGAUGAUUCCGUCCAGUCUUCAAAUUUCAUUUCCAAUGAAGUUAAGCUAUCUGAUUUUGGGUUUGUAAAGAAUGCUGAGAAAAAGAGUUCGAUUCAUGAAAGAAACCGUGCCAUGGAUGAUUCAGGGAGCGAAGAAGAGGUUCUAGAUGCGAACUUGGGGUUUGAUUACGGAAAAUUUGAGUUACUGUACGAAAAUUCUGCUUCGGAUAAUGAUGACGAUGAUGAUAACGGCAAGGAAGUAUUAGGGUUUGAGUACGAGGAGACGGAGACCUUUUUGGAUGGUGAAGAUGAUUCAGAAGGGGAAGGGAAAGAGAAAGGAGUACCGGCGGUAAUGAGAUGUUUCGAUCGGGCGAAAAUCUACGUGAAGGCUGGAGAUGGCGGAAACGGUGUUGUUGCCUUUCGGCGCGAGAAGUACGUGCCAUUCGGUGGGCCGUCGGGUGGAGAUGGAGGGAGAGGAGGGAAUGUUUAUGUGGAGGUUGAUGGUUCAAUGAAUUCUUUGCUGCCCUUCCGUAAGAACAUCCAUUUCCGGGCUGGGAGAGGGUAUCAUGGGCAGGGGAGAGACCAGGCUGGCUCUAAGGGAGAGGAUGUUGUGGUGAAGGUGGCGCCGGGAACUGUGAUAAGAGAGGCUGGUAAAGCAGGUGAACAAAGUAAUUUUCUUUUUGAGCUGUUGCAUCCUGGGCAGAGGGCGCUGUUGUUACCUGGUGGGCUUGGUGGGAGAGGCAAUGCCUCGUUCAAGUCAGGUACGAACAAGGUGCCCAAGAUUGCAGAGAAGGGAGAAAAGGGCAUAGAAAUGUGGCUGGAGUUGGAGCUAAAGCUGGUUGCUGAUGUUGGAAUAGUAGGUGCUCCUAAUGCAGGAAAGAGCACCCUCCUCAGUGUUAUAAGCGCUGCUCAGCCAACAAUAGCAAAUUAUCCUUUUACAACUUUGCUUCCUAAUCUGGGAGUUGUUUCAUUUGAUUAUGAUGCAACAAUGGUGGUAGCAGAUCUUCCAGGAUUACUUGAAGGAGCACACCGUGGUUUUGGUUUAGGUCACGAGUUUCUAAGACACACUGAGAGAUGUUCUGUCUUGGUGCAUGUUGUUGAUGGGUGGGGGCAGCAGCCAGAGUAUGAGUUUGAUGCUGUGCGUCUUGAGUUGGAACUAUUUAGUCCAGAGCUGGCUGAAAAGCCUUAUUUAGUGGCCUUUAACAAAAUGGAUCUUCCAGAGGCAGUUGAGAAGUGGACUUCAUUCAAGGAAAGCCUGCAAGCUCGCGGUAUUGAACCUUUUUGCAUGAGUGCAGUGAAUGGACAGGGUACCCGUGAAGUGGUCUAUGCUGCAUAUGAGCUUUUGAAGAAAAGAAGGGAAGAAAAUAAGGAAGCAGAAGGUUGGGCAGGUCCAGUAAACCUGAAUCACGUGGCUGACAUGCUACUUAAGCAACGGAGUACUUCUAUUAAUCAAUUUGAGAUAUCUCAUGAUAGCAGUUCCAAUACUUGGCAUGUAGUUGGGGCUGGGAUACAACGUUUUGUUCAAAUGACAAACUGGCAGUAUUCAGAAUCUCUGAGAAGGUUCCAACAUGUUUUGGAGGCAUGUGGUGUGAACAAAUCUCUCAUCAAACUCGGUGUCAAGGAAGGAGACAGGGUGAUAGUUGGUGAGAUGGAGAUGGUGUGGCAUGACUCCAACGACAAUUUUGGCUCAUCAAAUGGGAGUAAGAGUUCAGCAGGAUCAGUGAAAUGGCCUGAAUGGAAGUAGUCUACCUACUUAAACCAGAUGGUAAUUAAUUACUGGUAAGAAAAUAUGGCACUAAUUAUAUUCUAUUCAUUUUUAACAGUGAAACAAAUUGAGUCUCCCCAGUCAAAACUUUCAAUUAGAAAGUUAUCGUCGAUUCAGCUUCAAUGA
Molecule: messenger RNA, 2154 nt
Organism: Telopea speciosissima
Lineage: Eukaryota; Viridiplantae; Streptophyta; Magnoliopsida; Proteales; Proteaceae
Product: GTP-binding protein OBGC, chloroplastic
Exons: 7
Coding region: 49-2007 (652 amino acids)
Cellular component (GO): mitochondrion
Molecular function (GO): GTPase activity; GTP binding; magnesium ion binding
Source: RefSeq, a predicted model, not a curated record